Molecule: messenger RNA, 4894 nt
Organism: Sebastes umbrosus (honeycomb rockfish)
Lineage: Eukaryota; Metazoa; Chordata; Actinopteri; Perciformes; Sebastidae
Gene: anln2
Exons: 25
Coding region: 166-3756 (1196 amino acids)
Biological process (GO): mitotic cytokinesis; actomyosin contractile ring assembly; septin ring organization
Cellular component (GO): actomyosin contractile ring
Source: RefSeq, a predicted model, not a curated record
AUCAGGGGCCUGUUAUUUGAUUGGCGCUCUUCGAGAGUAUUUACGGUACUCCGCUAACGACUGAAGACCCGCUGAAAUUCAAAGUUGGAGGAGGAGACCUGCAGGAGACUCACUGAAAACAUACAACAGUUGACCUGUUCACUACACACUUCUUCUCAGCUCAGUAUGGAAGCUGGCGAGGGAAAUAGUGUCAAUUUGAAAAGACAGAGAACACCUCUGUCAGAUUCUGAAGACAAUGUCCUCCCACCAUCAGAGGUGAAUGAUGACCAGAAGCGGCGGCGUCUGGAAGCAGCUGGCCAGGAGAAUCGUAGUCCAGAACCAUCCACCUCUGGACGGCUAACUGAGCAGGAGACCAAGGCAGACACACCGAUGGUUCUUCCAGUCCAGUCCCCAGUCCAGCAACUCACCCAGCGACCAGAGGGGGGAGCUCCUCUGGCCCAGCGGCGCCUGUUGGAUCCUGGGGCUGACGGCUUCAGAAAGUAUCUCCUUGGUGAGGGAGAAUUUAAUCAGCGAAUGGAGUGUUUUAAAGUGCCAGUCUUCCAGGCUGGACCCAACCCCACACUGCGCCCUGCCAACCCCCCCCCGCGGACCCGCUCCAACUUGGUGUCUGCCGUUCAGCAGAAACUCCAAGGCAUUCCUGCACCCAGCUCCGGGCAGGCUUCUCACAUUCGCCAGGAACGGGAACGGGAGUUGAGCCGGUUGCAUUUCCAACCAAUCAGUGAGAAUGCCUGGCUGAAAAGGAGCACCUCUGAUCCCUCGUUAUCUAAGCAGGUAUGGAGCCCUUGUGUCCCAUCAUCUUCCUACACCUGGGCUCCUAGACCUAGAGGGAGAGUUCAAUGCCCUCCUAUGCAGCUCCGGGAUCAGAUAGAUGGUGAUGCAGAGAUGAAAGAUGCCAGCUUCCCUGGAGCUUCUACAUCACAUGCAGAGAAGCAGUCUUCAGAUGGAACAGGCGAAAGGGCACCCGCAGACUCUGAAGCUCCUGAAGAGUCUGUAGAGCUUGAAAACUCUGAGGGUCGGCUGCACAUGGAAUGGAUGGAGCAAAGUACUCAUCGAGCUGAUAAAGUCAGGGAGGAGACAGGAAAUGAAGAAAAGCAGCUAGGGACCCAACAACCACAGACCCAGACUGUAUUGAAGUUGUCUUUUAGCGAGGAUCAGAGUUGCUCCAAAGCACCUUUCAGUGAGGACCAGAAUGUGUCCGAGUUGCCUACAGGUGAUGAGCAAAGCAUGCUAGAAUCAACUCGUACAGAAGAAUCAAACAUGAAGGAACAAGUUGAUGUUUCCAUAGGAACUGAACAGGGCGGGUCUCAGAUGUUUUCAUGGGAAGAAAUUGAUGGUUCUUCAUACAGCGAAGAGGGGAUCGAGCCUUCAACAGAUGAGGAGUUAAGGUCCUGGAGAUAUCCUCAAGGCAAGGUGUGCAAGGAGGAAGAGACUAUCAUAGCUGAAGAACAGGAGGAAGAUGAGUGUGUUAAAAAGGAGGACAGGCAGCUGGAAUCAUCCAGAGUGGAAAAAGAGAAUAGAGGCAGUGUUGCAGAUCACAGUGAACCCUCUGACAUCCAGGAUGGUGAAUGUUAUUGGGGUAAUGUCUCUGCUGAGAUUGCUGGCUCCUCUGAAAUGCAGGAAGAUAAGAAACCUAGACCUGAGGAGGAUGAGUCAGAAAGCUGUUUAGAAGACUUUGUGAAAGACCGCUCUAAUUUAAAGAGACACAUUUUGGAGACAGAGGAAAUGGAGCUAGAUGCAGUAGAUGAAAGGCAGGGUGUUGUAGAAGAAAUGCCCAAGGUAGAGGGAGGAGAAAGCUCAAAGAAAGUCACCUUUAUCCUGGAGCCUGAGCUAAUCAAUGUCUCCACCCUGUCUGAGACCAAUACCUCCAGGGAGUCCAGGGCAGAGACAAGUAUGUCAGAUGCUGAACUGAGCUCUCAUGAUGAGACCAAUACCGCUGAAAUAAUUGACCAGAUGUUCGAGGAGGUGCUGGAAUAUGCUGGAAGGAUAGAGGAGGAGAGGGGGGAUGAUGAAGACACUGGGGACCACGACAGUGGCAUUGGCGUUAACUCUGGAGACAAAGAUAAGAUGGACACAGAGUCAGAGAAGGAGAAAGAAGACGGGGAGUCCAAGGAAGAAGAACAUGAUGAGAGCAAGAAGCUUGAAAGCAACAGAGAUGAGCUGCUGACUUUUCCUCACAGCGGCAUUCUCUCUCCUCUCAGCGAGUCUGUAGAGGCUGUGGUCACCCCUCUGCGACUGGCAGCAAGCCAGGAGUCCAAUCCUCUCUCUCUGCUCUGGACUCCAGGACAGACCGUCGUUGAAUCUGCUCCUCUAUACAGUAUUGAUGCCUACCGCACACAAAGGCAAAAAAACCUGCCCACCAUUCAGAGUGUCACUCCUGGGGUUCAGAGACGAGCUUCAGAGAAGUCCCAACCUCAACCCUCUGUCAACACCAAGGAGAAAAUUGCGGCUCUUAAUGAAGAAGCAGGGAAGCUGCAGACCGUGAUCAACCAGACCUUGCAGGCUCUGAGCUGCUGUACUGAUGAGGAGCAUGGACGAGGCUCGCUGGAGGAGGCUGAAGCUGAGAAACUACUGCUGGUCUCCUGUGAGAAACAUUGUGCCCUGCUGGCAGAGGUGGCCAGACUGAGGGAGGAGAGGAACUCUGAGUCAGGAGAGGACACUGAGUCAGGAGAGGACACUGAGUAUGUUCCCCAGCAGGCCUGUAGAGGGACUGUCAGCAUCACAAACAUUCAGCUGCCUCUUAAGGUGGAAUUUGUCUGCUCCUCACACAACCGCACAGGUCGGCCAAGUCACUACUUCUUUGUCCUGAUCCGCUACGGGCCCUGCAACAUCGUCGCCACCCCGCUGGCCACGGCUGCUGAUGCUCAGAAUGGAGACACCAUCUCCUUCCCUACGUCUGUAACGCUGAAGGAUAUCCGCUCAUCCUUUGAGAUUGAUGUGGAGGUCUACAGCCUGUCCAACACUUCAGGUAGUAACUGCAGCAUGGACCGGACCACCACCAAGUCGAGGAUCAAACCAAGAAAGCUUCUGAACACUCUCACCGUGACUAUCCAGAGAUCCAAUAAAGGUCUGACAUCUGCAGCUCUUCCUGCUCUCAACGCUCGCCGCUCCAGCAACUUUUGUCUGGUGGGCUCCCAUAAGAUCACUUUGGCCUCGCUGGGACACAGCAAGUUCCCUUUGGAUAAGAUGAAACUUGAAGACAAAAUCAGGAGGCUGCUGGGACAUGAAUUUCAGGAAAAGGUGCCUUUUCUCUCACCUCUAGAGGGCAACAUCUACCUGCGACUGGACAGUGAAAGUCACUCUAGUGUACAGCACCGAGGCUUCCUGACUAUGUUUGAGUUGAUCAGUGGAUAUGGGGUGUGGCAUCGCCGGUAUUUUGUUCUGGUGGGAUGCAGCAUGCACUACUGGAACCACCCCAAUGACAAAGAAACUAAGGAAGCAGAGGGCAGCUUUUCUCUGUCCAGCUCCCCCAGUCGCUGUGUCAAGCCUGUGAAGAGCGACUCGUGUGCUCGACCUUUCACCUUUGAGCUGGUUAGCGACAUCCCACAGCAGCAGGACGCCAGCCAGGACGCCAGCCAGGACGCCUUGGCCAAGUGUUGGUUUUCAGCCGACACCAAACAGGAGAGAUCGGACUGGAUGGAGAAACUCAAUCAAGCACAUUUGGACUUUCACACGUGGAACCAAACAUCAGCAACCCAAACAGAGAGUCAGCGGUCCAACACGUCCAGCAGUGGGAACCUGAGGGAGAGCAUCCUGUAAUUACACCAGAUGUGAUUCCUUAUAGCUUCUGCUGCCUGGGCUUCAUGAAAACACCGUGGAUGCCUCCUUUAUAGCCUCCGUUUCACAGUUCAAAUGAAACAAGGCUAAACAUCAUGCAUCGCAUAUUGAUUUUUCUUUUUGGGAGAUAUCUUUAAUUUGGAUUCUAUUUAUUUUCAUCUGAAUCCUUACUGUUGGUUUUCACUUUUAUUUGCUAAGUUACCAUUUGAGUUUUUCUUUAUCAUGAUUUUGUGGAAAAGGUUUUAUUUAGACUUUUUUUUCUUUGGCAAUCAGCUGCUUUAGCCUUUGUUGGCAAUAUGAUUUGGUCACUUUCAAUAGCUACGGUGAAACUUCUUAUAGCUUAUCUAUUUUUGAGAUAAUUGACACAUGUAUUUAGAUUCAUAAUUGUAUUUUUGCAUUUUUUAAACUGGAAGGUUAAACGCAUUUAUAUAGAUACACUAAUAAUUAUGGAAGGAGAGGGAAAUCUUUAACUCUACUAAACUAAUGUAGGAUGCGAAUGUAUUUGAAAUGGCAGGAAACACUAUGAAUUAUUAGAAUAUAGAGUUGAGUUGAGCCUUUCGUUGGGUUUUUGAUCUUUCUAGGUAGAAGCAGGUUCCACUGAACCAACAGAUGUUUGGCUGUUUCUGUAAAAUAUGAUAGAACAACACACGUGACUGUUUUACUGAAGAAGUAACCAGUCAGAAUGUGACUCUAUCCCUAUUGUCUGUACAACGUGUCACUGGCGUCUUGGGGGUUUUACUUCUUUCCCAGUGGCCUGCUGCUGUCACUCAUAUUCCUAAGUACAUGAUUUGUGUUACUGCACAUAUAUAAGCCCAUAUUAUUGUACAUUUAAACCCAUAUUAUAUGUGUAAUACAGUGGAUGAGAGAACUGGUGAGGUAAAAGAAUGAAUGUAGGUUGUUCUGUCUGAUGUCCUGUUGUUUUACAUGUCACUUUGUUCUAAAUGUUAUUCUUGUGAACUCUCAUUCUAUGCACUUAAUUGAAGGUGUCAAUAAAAUAGAUGGAUUGAAAUGGCUCCAGAAACCAGUUUACAUUUAUGGUCUUUAGCAAUCCAGGCAGGGUGUUUGCCUGCUAGUGCUGGUACAAACUGAACAAAAUGAAUUAUUGCUAAAUCUCUGAAAA